Xylaria bambusicola is the source of this 1982-nucleotide messenger RNA. RefSeq names its product glycosyltransferase family 4 protein. NCBI's taxonomy places the organism in Eukaryota, Fungi, Ascomycota, Sordariomycetes, Xylariales, Xylariaceae. The record is from RefSeq and is a predicted model, not a curated record. Gene Ontology annotation, molecular function: GDP-Man:Man(3)GlcNAc(2)-PP-Dol alpha-1,2-mannosyltransferase activity. Gene Ontology annotation, biological process: protein N-linked glycosylation. The coding region runs from base 136 to 1749 and encodes 537 amino acids. The transcript is spliced from 3 exons. Gene Ontology annotation, cellular component: endoplasmic reticulum membrane.
UAAUACCCCUCCACAGCUAAUUUAGUUUCUUCGAAAUACCUUGCCGCCUGCACUUUGCCCGUACCGCCGCAUUGCUCCUGAUCGUUGUGAAGCUCCGACUUCCUGAGACGAUUCGGCGAUUCCUCGCGCUCCAGCAUGGAUCCUCUUACACUAUUAGUUACUGGUGCUGCCAUUGCCGUGACGCCCUUUGCCGCCAUUGCACUAUGGCACCUUGUACCCGUUAUCUUCCGCGCCUUCAUUGGGACGAUAGGGUCGUGCGCCGGCUGGUACCUACGAAAGAAGACAGAUGGCCGUCGUGCCUUAAUAAUACGCGCCACCGAGGAUGGAGAAGCUAGUUUUCGUGAAAAGAACGAAGCAAACGGUGCAGUAGGUGGGGGAAAGGCAGACGGGGAAGAGGGAAAUACCGAUAGAGAAUGGACCGGCAUCGUUGGCUUCUUCCAUCCCUUUUGCAAUGCUGGUGGUGGCGGCGAGCGUGUCCUAUGGGCUGCCGUGCGUGCAACACAGCAGAGAUGGCCGAAGGCUAAGAUUGUCGUCUACACUGGUGACCACGAUGUGUCUAAGGAUAAGAUGCUCUCUCGUGUCAAGAAUACCUUCAGUAUUGACAUACACCCACCCACCAUCCACUUCCUCUACCUCUCCACCCGCCAUUGGGUGCUCGCCACUACCUGGCCUCAUGCAACAUUGCUAGGACAAUCUCUUGGCUCAGUUAUCAUGGGUUGGGAUGCGUUCUCUCUGGUCGUACCUGACAUUUUUGUCGACACAAUGGGCUAUGCUUUCACGCUUGGUCUCAGCAAGCUGUUGUUCCCCAAAGUGCCUACGGCUGCUUACGUACACUAUCCGACUAUUUCUACUGACAUGCUCGAGUCUCUGGAUCCCAAAAGCGCCGUUGGGAAUCAAGGAGUAAAUGCCGGAAAGGGGGCGGGUUUCAAGGGUGCUCUCAAGCGACACUACUGGAAGCUAUUUGCUGCCCUUUACUCGCGCAUGGGGGCCUCUGUCGAUGUUGUCAUGACCAAUUCCACCUGGACACAAGGUCACAUUCAGAGCUUGUGGGGCGCUCGCCGCAAGGAUAGGAGCCGUCAACACGAGAUCGCUGUGGUCUAUCCACCAUGUGCUGUUACUGAUAUUGAAGAGGCCGUCGAGCUCACUGAGCAGGCCGAAAAGAAGCGCGAGAAGUGCAUAGUGUAUAUCGCUCAGUUCAGACCCGAAAAAAACCAUAAGCUCAUUCUCAACUCGUUCGCCGAGUUUGUUCAGUCCGGCUCCGCGGCUAGUAAAGACGCCAAGCUUGUUCUCCUUGGUAGUGUCAGGGACGACAGCGACUCGCGGCGGGUGUACGAGCUUCGGCUGCUCGCCAACGAGCUCCACAUCAAAGACCGCGUCAUCUUCAAGCUCGAUGUGCCCUGGUCUGAGGUCCUCGAGUGGCUAGGCAAGGCUUAUAUCGGCGCGAACGGCAUGUGGAAUGAGCAUUUUGGCAUUGGCGUCGUCGAGUACCAGGCCGCUGGUCUCAUCUCCGUUGUCCACAAUAGCGGAGGUCCUAAACUUGAUAUCGUGGCUGACAUCGAUGGGGAGCCAACAGGAUUUCACGCCACCACAACAACGGAGUACGCCGAAGGUUUCGAGAAAGCUUUUUCCUUGCCCGAUCCGCUGGCUGUUCGGUUAAGGGCGCGUAAAUCAUCCCGGAGAUUCUCAGACGAGGAGUUUACCAAGCGUUGGUUAGCGCAGCUGGAAAAGGUCGUCGGGGCAAUGCCGUGAUCGUAGCCUGCAUACCUGGGUACAAUAGACUGGACCGCUAGAAAUUAAUAGAUGGUGCAUUAGGAGGUGAAUGGACAUGCAACGCGGAUAGGUGCGUUCGUGGGUGAUACCCUUAGAAUAGUUAAUGCAUGGGAACGGUUGGCUUGGCCCUGGAGUUUAUACCUUUGCUUUCUGUUUUGCUUAUGUAGAAGAAUAAGAUGGGUAGGUAGAUCUGGUUCUAGAUCACCUAGCUA